UACUGCAUUUUUCAAUGAAUUAUUUCGACGUUACCUUCAAUAUGUUGCAUCGGAUCCAUAUUAUUCCAUUAAUGAUAAUUCUAUUAAACGUUGUACAACUGAUUGUAACAAUAUAACACCCAAUACAUUACGUCGUCUAACAAUGCGUUGUUUAUGCUUACAUGCUAUGUCAGUUGUAUAUCACCGAUGUCAUCAUGAGAUUGGUCCAAUUACAGAUAUUCCAUUACUUACUUAUUUAUUAGAUCGUACAACAUUUGCAUCUGAAAGAGAUUGUCUUCUUUUACUAUUGGAUAAAUUAAUGUUGAAUAAG
This is a messenger RNA of Schistosoma intercalatum, 310 nucleotides long. The record is from the annotation of a GenBank genome assembly. Lineage: Eukaryota; Metazoa; Platyhelminthes; Trematoda; Strigeidida; Schistosomatidae.